Molecule: messenger RNA, 1761 nt
Organism: Dromaius novaehollandiae (emu)
Lineage: Eukaryota; Metazoa; Chordata; Aves; Casuariiformes; Dromaiidae
Gene: TNFAIP8L1
Product: TNF alpha induced protein 8 like 1
Exons: 2
Coding region: 258-818 (186 amino acids)
Biological process (GO): negative regulation of TOR signaling; regulation of apoptotic process
Cellular component (GO): cytoplasm
Source: RefSeq, a predicted model, not a curated record
CGGCCGGCACCGCCCCCUGCCCCGAUGUAUCCAAGUUCUGCCCCGCUGGAUACUUUGUAGCAGCCGCCGCGCGGGGGGGCCGGAGCCGCCGGCACCGGGACCGGCACCGGCACCGGGACCAUCGCAGCCCUCCCCGCUCCCGGCGACGGAGAGGACCCGGGGGGGACACGAUCCCCCCUCGCCCCGGCCCGUGCAGCCGCCGGCCGGUACCGGAGGCAGCUCGUCGCGGCGCUUCCCCCGCGACGGCGGGCGCAGAGAUGGACACCUUCAGCACCAAGAGCUUGGCCCUGCAGGCCCAGAAGAAGCUCUUGAGCAAAAUGGCUUCCAAGACCAUGGUCAACGUCUUCAUCGACGACACAAGCAGCGAAAUCUUGGACGAGCUCUACCGGGCCACCAAGGAGUACACCCGCAACCGCAAAGAGGCCCAGAAGAUCAUCAAAAACCUCAUCAAGAUCGUCAUGAAGCUGGGCGUGCUGUACCGCAACGGGCAGUUCAGCCCCGAGGAGCUGCUGGUGAUGGAGCGCUUCCGCAAGAAGGUGCACACCUUGGCCAUGACGGCUGUCAGCUUCCACCAAAUAGACUUCACCUUCGACCGCAGGGUCAUGUCGGGUGUGCUCACGGAGUGCCGGGACCUGCUGCACCAGGCUGUCAACACCCAUCUGACUGCCAAAUCGCACUCCCGCAUCAACCACGUCUUCAACCACUUUGCGGACUAUGAGUUCCUCUCGGCCCUGUACGGGCCCGCCGAGCCCUACCGCAGCCACCUGAAGAGGAUCUGCGAGGGGGUUAACAAGAUGCUGGAGGAGGAAAACAUAUGAAGCGGCUGAGACAGGGCAUCGGCAGCGCCUGCUGUACCUUAUCGCCUGUGAGACUGAGGAUGGGACGUAUGCCUCUUUCGGCGCUUGCCAGGCUUUACGUCCUCUUCUGUGUAGUGCUGUCUUGUUUCCUCUUCCUUUAUAUAAAGACUGAACUUCUCUACUUUGUCUAAUCCUUGCCCAGGGUCUACAAAGCUCCCUGCGCUGGGCUGAGUCCUUUGCAGGCUGCCCUGGGCUCCUGUCCUCCCUGGGCUCCUGCUGUACAUGUUUUUUCCUUUGCCCACAAAGUGCUCUUAGCUCAGAGCCCAAGGAAUCGGCCGGGAUUGGACUCACUGCGUCGACCUCGAUUGUAAUCCUCCUAUGGAAGAAAACAAACCAAAGACUGCUGGUGUGAAACACCUGCAAGGUGAAGCUGAGCAGGGGGGUUGCUCGGAGGAGCGGUCGCGAUACCCCCCCUCCGGAGGGCUGUGGGGCGGCAAAGCCGUGCGGUUGCAUUUCAGCGGGUUUCCAGCAGCUCCACCACACGCCGGGAGCAAACGUGCUCCAGGCUCGCGCUGCCCGAGACGGGGAGGUGCCUCCGUGCUUUGCAGGCUGCAACGGGCUUUGGCCUCCUACAAGGCAAGUCCCUGUGACCAGAGGAUCCCCUCUAGCUUGGGUGAGUCCCCUGGGCUGGACGGGUCGCCCAGACGGAGGGGGGUGAAGUGACCUGCUCCUUCUUUACGUCCCUGAUGCACCCGGUCAUCCAAGACCCACCUGGACUCCCCCCGCCAGCGUCCUGUGGACAGUAUCGCUGCGACGGCUUAGAUGCGUUCCUUGAGAGCUAUCCAAAGCUGUCCCCGGUAUUUCAUCCGUUUUGUGUGUCCUAAACUGAACGAUGAUUGUUGGUUUUUAGCAAACUCUGUAGCCCUGAUGAGUUAUUUAAAUAAACUCACCUGUUUGGCCUGGG